This is a messenger RNA of Triticum turgidum subsp. durum (durum wheat), 1158 nucleotides long. The record is from the annotation of a GenBank genome assembly. NCBI's taxonomy places the organism in Eukaryota, Viridiplantae, Streptophyta, Magnoliopsida, Poales, Poaceae.
AUGGCGGCGGCAGCGAUGUCCUGCUUCGUCGUCGUCCUCGCGCUCUGCCUUCUCGUGUCCAUGGCGCUGAUGGCGGGGCACUACUACGGCCGAGCGGAGCUGGUCGCCGGCCCUGGCUGCUCGCGGCUCCUGCGGGCGAACCCGCUCUUCGUGCAGGACAUCACGGUGAGGACUGCGGAGGAGGAAGGGUCGGGAGCGAGCGGGAUCGUGCUCUACGGGCUCGCCGAGAUACCGGGCCUCCUGGACGACGUGCCCGCGGUGUGGUCGGAGGCUCGCCGCGUCGUCCUGCCGGCCAACUCUCACAAGGAAUGGGUCUACUUCCUGAACAGAGGGAGUCAGAUCGAGGUCAACUAUAGCGUCGAGCCUGGAACUGGACCAACCAAUCCACUCCGCGUCACCAUUGCUCAAGCAGCAGGUAAGGUAGGCUUCACGCAGUGGUCAGAGGAGCCAUCGGUACACGAACGUGCCAGGCCUUUCCAAAUCACAGGAACCGGAGCAGUUAAGCAGAGCAUCAAUUCUUCCGAGGACUACUACAUCACCGUCGGCAACCUGCGCGACCAAGACACGACGGCGAUGCUGGAUUUCAGGAUCAGCGCCGUGCUCUACAACACGAGCGGAGCAGAGUACGCGUGCUCGCCGUCGCCGGGCGGUUCCGGCUGCACGUACCGGCUGCCGAUCCUGGGAGAGAACGUGGCCGUCCUGUCGUCCGGCCUGAAACAGGGCGUGAAGGUGGAGCUCUCGUACGGGCCGCGGUGGAUCGUCUACUUCGUCGGCUCAGCCAUCCUGGCGGUGUCGCUGCUGCUGCUGUACGAGGUGCUGAGCGUGCUGCUCGGGUUCUGCUGCGCCGUCGCCGCGGCCCAGAGGGAGACGACGGCAACGACGGCGGCCUCGCUGCUGGAGAGCAAGGAGGAGGAAGAGGGCGGGAGCCGGGGCUCGUCCUUCGAGUCAGUCUCCUCCCACGACGGCGAGGCGGGCGACGAGGAGGAGGGGCGGCGGCUGUGCGUGGUGUGCUGCGACGCCCGGAGGGACUGCUUCUUCAUGCCCUGCGGCCACUCCGCCACCUGCCACGCCUGCGGCACCAAGAUUGUUGAGGGAGAUGCUAGCUGCCCGUUCUGCCGGAGGAAGCUGAAGAAGGUGAGGAGGAUCUUCUGCGUAUGA